AUGGAAAGCCUUGACGUCACAGAAAAUAAAAACGAUCUAGAAGGUAUUCCGUUAGAAGAAUUCGACUUUGAGAAAUUUGCGGACGAGACUGAAGGAAAUAACGACAAGCUAGAAGAUACCUCAGAAAAUGAUCUAUAUUUGGACGACGACUAUAAAGAACAUGAUCUCGCAAUAGAGGGAUUCACGGGUGAUGUUACUUCAGAAAAUACGACGGGCAAAUUAGUUCUUACGCAAGAAGACGUGAUAAGCGAAAAUUAUUAUUUAAAAGACAAAGAAAUGGGGCAUGUUCCUGAAGAAAGGAAUAGUGAAGAUAUUUCAGGCAAGAAUCAGGCAAAUUGCGAUCCUUUGAAGGAUAACAAUAUAUCUAGAAAUGAUAUUAGCAAAGAUUUGGAAUUAUCUAAAGAAAAUGAUAAUAAUAUAAUGGAUAAAACAAAAGAAAAUGAUAUUUCAAGAAAAGACGAUCAAAAAAUGGAGUCUAAGCAGGAUGAUGUGUUAGAAUAUUAUGACGAAGAAAACGAACAAGGUCUUGAUUAUUUGGAGGGAAAUCACGAAGAUAUAUUGGGAUUACAAGAAAAUGUUCAAGUUGUUCUCACGCAAGAGGAUAUGCUAAGUGAUGACGAUAUCCUCGACACAAAUGAUAAUGAACCCGAAAUUUCAGAUAGGGGGGUUGUGGGGAUGACUUCUGACAUGCCCGUUAAGAAAACUUAUUCGCGGAAGGAGAAGAAUGAGCGAGAUAUGGAUGUUGAAGAAAAUGACUCAGUUUUCGAAGAACUCGAUUAUUCGGAUUAUAAUAAAAAUGAAAUUGGAUCGAGAAAUGAAUCAGGGAUUCACACUGAGGCCGAAGAAGAUGUGAAUUCUAACGUGAAUGAGGAUGGACAAAAUCCAAUAGAAAAAAUGAAUAAAAACCGAUUCGAUCUCAAUGACAAAGAAGCCGGCGUUGUGGGGAAAAAUAAAUCUAACGUUGUCCUCUCUCAGGAAGAUAUGUUGGAGGAUGAAUUUCUGGAGGGCAUGUUGGAUGAUGAGGAAUUUCUUAAUAAUAUUGACAAAAAUGGAGACAAGCCGGAUGAUGGUUUUUCAGAUGACAAUUUUGACAAUGAAACAGCAGGAAAUGAGAAGCAACAUGUUGACUUAUCAUCACAGGAUAUGCUGGAAGAAACUAAAAUUCCUGAGCCAGAUAAUUAUAUCAGAGAAGCAGAAAAGAAGAAGUUCAGACCAUAUGAUGAUUUUACUAAACCUCAGGCUACAUUCCAACCGGGUUCCACGCCUAUGAAAAAUCAUCGUCAAUAUUUGGCUAUGAAUAGCGUUGGAAGUAUUUCCACCAUGGAACAUGAAACAUUCUCAACCAUCACUGUGGAAUACCAUGAUCAGUCUCACAAUCGAGGUUACAACCUUCGUGAUGAUUUUAACUAUUCUAUGGCCUGUCUAGAUGCCAAUGGAGCUCUGUUUGCCACUGAGUCUGUUAAGGUGAACGCCGUGGAUACUAACCCUAGUAUUUUAUUCUACAAACCACGAGAAACAUGGGCUGCAAAGGGUGAGUGGAUGCUGACACUUCCGCAUGAUGAGGAUAUAAUAGCUAUUGCAUUAGGUUCUGAAGGAAUAAUUGCGUCAACCUCAAAGGGUGUCCUGCGAUUCUUCUCUCUCUGUGGUGUUCAGACAUAUAUCUUCAAUCUAUCAUCAGUGGUUUCCAUGGUGGCUCGAAAUGAAUUUGCUUUAAUCGUCUAUAAUAUGGGAAUUGGUUAUAAAGGAUCCCAGAGUAUUGGAUAUAUAUUAUAUGAUUUUCGAAGUCGGGAAAUUCUGCAAAGGGAUCGAAUGCCAAUUUCAAAAGACUCAAUCUUACAAUGGAUAGGUUUUUCUGAGGAAGGGAUGCCCGCAAUGUUUGAUUCCAAAGGAGUACUCAGCGUACUUCACCAUUAUCGCACAAAUAAUCAAGGUAGAUGGAUACCCAUACUCGAUACUAGUCUUAAUCGAAAGGAGGAAGAAAAGGAAUGGGUAUAUUGGCCUGUGUGGCUUAAUGAAAACAAAUUGAUCUGUUUUAUUUGCAAGAACGGAGAACAAUAUCCCAGCAUACCUCGUCCUAGUUUUGAUGAGGUCAAUUUGCAAAUUCCACUGUUGAACUUGGACAAGAAAGAUGGCCAAUACGAAGAAAAGGUUAUGCGAAUGUCUGUUAUCACGAGAUUCGAAUUUGAUGAGGCGAAGGCAAGAAAUUCAUUGGAAUGGGAACGCGAGAAAAUCAAGCAGAAGAAUAAGGAAAUAAACGAUACUCUAUUGGAACUGAUAAUGUUAUCCUGUCAAGAAGAAAAACUUCAACGUGCAUUGGAUUUGGCAAAAAUGUUAAGUACAACAAAGUCUUUGGAUAAGGCAAUUAAAAUCGCAAAUUUCAAGAAACUUCCAAUAUUAGCCGAGAAAAUCAAUCAGAUCAAGUCGGUUAGUUUCAGUCCUUUGAUUACUCUUUUGUCGAUAAUUUUCUACAUGGAUACGGGUAAAUUAUUAACCUUGCCUUACCCUGCAUCAGAACAAAAUAACAGAGAUGCACAAAGCACAGAUGAUGAUAUCGCCUUCUCCAUUUCGAACACAAAAUCAAACUUUAAAUCACACAAGCCAUUAGAUGAUAUUCUAUUUCUAUCUUCAAGGAUCGCACAUUCGCCACCUUUAAAUACGUCGUCUUAUCGCCAAAAUCUUUCUAAUGCAUUGGAUACAUCGGGCGGUUACGAUUCACUAACAUUUGGAAGCGAAGGAGACAAUGAGUUGAUGAUUAGUACCUCCAGUACUUCGAGUAGUUAUGAUACUCAAACCGGCUCGAAACGGCGUGUACAAGAAAUUGAACAUGAUGACCUAUAUUAUGAUGAAUCACCGAAGGUCAAAAAAACCAACCAAGUUGGAACCAAGAAGAAUCCGUUUCUCCAAAAACCCAAUAAUCCCAUCAUAAACCCUUUCGCCGUUUCAAAUGAAUCAAAUGCUGAUGAGGAACCGGAAACAAAAAAAGCGAAAACAAUCAAAGAAAAUAAAAAAGUGGCACAAAAAAGGCAAGCAAAAUUGGGCGAGCAUUUUGGCGGUGUUACGAAAGAAACAAGUGAUGGUCAAGACAAAGAACAAGAAACAGAAUCGAUAAAUUCAAUGGCAGAGCUAGGACCUGGAACGUACAACACGGAGGUUAAUGAGGAAAGAAGAGAAGAUGAUAUUACUGCGGGUGAAAAACAAAGUGAGGUUAUUGUCGAAGAGGAGACGGAUACUGCCGUGCUUGAGACUAAUGUUAUAGAUAAGGACAUUGAAGAAUUUAACGAAUUUGAAGGCGAUCCCACGGAAUCGCAAUAUCUCAUGGACUUUGAUCUUGAACAAAAUCCCAUGGAUCUUGAACAAAUUCCGGCCGAUUAUGAACAAGAUCCUUCAGCUGUUCCGGAAGAAGCAUGA
Acaulospora morrowiae is the source of this 3408-nucleotide messenger RNA. Lineage: Eukaryota; Fungi; Glomeromycota; Glomeromycetes; Diversisporales; Acaulosporaceae. The record is from the annotation of a GenBank genome assembly.